AUUAUUGUAUGGAUUGAUUGGGGAAAUAUAGAGCUAAUUAUACAGUACUAUUUUCGAAAAGGAGAACAUACAAAUCAAAGACGAAGAAAAAGAGGAAUAGAAAGCAACUUCAUGUUCCUCCACUCCCUUGCUUCUCCUAUUCCUUUCACCUCCCCCCUCUCCCCCCCUCUUAUAAUUUCUUGCCUUAUUUAGCAAAAGAUAAUUAAUCUGCAUCGAUCUCAACGCUAUGUCGAGUGAAAGAGGGAAGGAUAUAGCAGAAGGAUCAUCAAGGAUUAAUCCCGGCGAUCAGCAGCAACCACCAACACCUAGCCGUUAUGAGUCACAGAAGAGAAGGGACUGGAAUACUUUUGGGCAGUACUUGAAGAAUCAGAGGCCCUCAGUUCCUCUUUCACAGUGCAAUUGUAAGCAUGUGCUAGACUUCCUUCGAUAUCUGGAUCAGUUUGGCAAGACCAAGGUUCACCUACAGGGAUGUAUGUUCUAUGGACAGCCUGAGCCGUCUGCUCCUUGCACUUGCCCCCUUAGGCAAGCUUGGGGCAGCCUUGAUGCUCUUAUUGGGAGGCUUCGAGCUGCCUAUGAAGAAAAUGGAGGGUUACCUGAGACCAACCCUUUCGCCAGCAGUGCUAUUCGAGUUUAUCUCAGAGAAGUCAGGGAGAGUCAAGCCAAGGCAAGGGGGAUCCCUUAUAAGAAGAAAAAGAAGAAGCCGAAUCAAGGCAAGGGAAGUGAUGAAUCCAGCUCUACCAUUCACUUCUCUUGAUUCAUUUGCCUUCUUUGGAUCAUAUAUGGAUUACAUUAGCGAUCACAAAAGAAUCAAAUUGAAGAGGAUUGUUAAAAAUAUAAAAUCAAUUGAAGAUUCAUCAGCUCAAUUUGGGGUUAAUUUCCAGGUUUUUGUACUUGCUGCCAAUAGCUAUAAAUAUGAUCAUGGGAGUUGGUGUACAGAACUACGUACUGUCGUGGCGUGCUGCUUAUUUGAAUUCUGGUUAUUUUGUCAGUUCUUACAUUUUAUAUAUAUAUAGACCAGGAAUGUCCAUUUUAUGCUUAAACGUCCAACUCGAAAUAUUCACAUUAUAUAUCAGCACUUUACUCA
This is a messenger RNA of Durio zibethinus, 1084 nucleotides long. Lineage: Eukaryota; Viridiplantae; Streptophyta; Magnoliopsida; Malvales; Malvaceae. The record is from RefSeq and is a predicted model, not a curated record.